Molecule: messenger RNA, 2128 nt
Organism: Phyllostomus discolor (pale spear-nosed bat)
Lineage: Eukaryota; Metazoa; Chordata; Mammalia; Chiroptera; Phyllostomidae
Product: olfactory receptor 1009-like
Exons: 1
Coding region: 544-1479 (311 amino acids)
Biological process (GO): G protein-coupled receptor signaling pathway; sensory perception of smell
Cellular component (GO): membrane
Molecular function (GO): odorant binding; G protein-coupled receptor activity; olfactory receptor activity
Source: RefSeq, a predicted model, not a curated record
GAAAAGUCACUUUCCUGGGAUGAGAGAAGGUGGAUGUCAGAGCAGUUGAAUAACAUGCAUUCAGCAUUAUGUCAUAAUCACAAAAUGCAAAGAAAGUCGUCUGAAAAAUGAGUGACUGAUCAUUUGUUCUCCAGCUUGCCUCACUUCUACUCUCCUGCAUCAUUUCACCAGGGAUGUGGCCACUUGGUGAACUCAGGUAAAGUUCACUAAGGUGGGAGUUAACAGAUGUCUAUUGUGAAACCACCUGUGUUCAGUGAGUCAACUGAGAGGACCUUGAACAAGCUGCUCCUCUUCUCUAGGCUUCCACUUCUUCAUUGAAGUAUUGAGAGAUUCUACAGAGUUAUAUAUAUUAAAGCUAUGGGUGUGAUGUUUUGCAGUGGUCUCUAUUUCAUUUUGUAUUCCCAGCUGCAGCACGUAACUAACUCAUAUCAUUCCUUCUUAGUUCAUUUUCUAGUAUAUUUUUGCUGUGUCCCAAUUUUGAAGAUAUGCUCACCAAAUGUUCUGUGAUGCCUCUGCUCUUCUAGCAAAAAUCACAACCAGUCAAUGGCCAAUGAAAACUACACAAGGGUCACAGAAUUUGUUUUCACAGGUUUGAAUUAUAGCCCUCAGUUGCAGGUGUUUCUCUUCCUGCUCCUUCUGAGUUUCUACAUUAUCAACUUAACAGGAAACUUGGGGGUGAUUAUUCUGAUAUGUAUCAGUCCCCGCCUUCACACACCUAUGUACUUUUUCCUCAGCCACUUGUCCUUUGUGGACAUGUGCUUGUCCUCAGUUGUGAGCCCCAAGAUGCUCACUGACUUCUUUCUGCAGAGGAAAGUCAUCUCUUUCUUGGGCUGUGCUUUGCAGCAGUGGUUCCUUGGGUUCUUUGUCGCAGCAGAGUGUGUUCUCUUGGCAUCCAUGGCCUAUGACCGCUAUGUAGCCAUCUGUAACCCAUUACUGUACUCAGUUGCCAUGUCCCAGAGGCUCUGUAUCCAGCUGGUGGCUGGUCCCUAUGUCCUUGGCUUCAUGAACACCAUGACUCAUACAACAAACACAUUUCGCCUCCCUUUUUGUGGCCCCAAUGUCAUCAAUCACUUCUUCUGUGAUGUGUUCCCCCUAUUUUCCCUGGUAUGUGCUGACACAGAGCUCAAUAAGUUAGUGGUUUUCAUCGUGGCAGGAGCUGUGGGAGUCUUUAGUGUUCUGACCAUCAUGGUCUCCUACAUUUACAUCCUCACUGCCAUCCUGAGGAUCCGCUCAGCUGAUGGGAGGUGCAAAGCCUUUUCUACCUGCUCCUCCCACCUGACAGCUGUCUCCAUCAUGUUUGGUACCCUGUUGUUCAUUUAUGUACGACCAAGUGCCAGUUUCUCCCUGGAUCUCAAUAAAGCAGUGUCUGUGUUUUACACAGCAGUCAUCCCCAUGUUGAACCCACUUAUCUACAGCUUGAGGAACAAGGAGGUCAAAGAUGCCCUCCACAGGACUCUUACUAGGAGGAUGACAUGUUAGGCUUGAAUUCUUUUCUGGAAAGAAGUUGGUGGAGAAAUCUCAAUGGAAAGACUGAUUGUGUGAUUCCUAAGGCUACUUGCAAGUGUUUGGAGGCUGAGUGACACCCCUUUACCUAUUCAUCUAUCCAGUGGUUUGUUCAUUUAGUCAAUUAGUGUAGAUUUAUUAGCCUUGUAAGUGAUUUUUCUCUGUACUAUACCAAUAUUGUAGUUGGAACCCACAGUCCAUUUAGUUUUCCUUCUCUUGGACACCUCAUAGUCCAAUGAUUUUCAAAAAAGCUUUAUUUCAUAUCUGUCAUUAAUUAUCUGUCAUUCUGCUAAUAUGUUUUCUCUUUCUGCUUACCUUUUGGGAUUAAAAUUUUAAAACACAGUUCUAUAGUUUGACACUCACAUAUAGCUCCCACCAAUAAGGGUAUGUAAAUAAAAGUGAUGUGGGAUCUCAUGUUUAAACUCAUCAAUGGAAAGAAAUCCUUGACUGUGAACACUGAUUUUUGGGGUGUCCUUAACACAAAGAGCUACACACAUCUCAGGGAGUGAAGACAGAUCUGUGCCAACUCUGACAGAUGGGGUGGUCUACAGUGUCUCUUUAUAGUGAUAAAGAGACCUGUGCUCAUUUUAGUCCAUUUUAUACCUGCAAGAGCUAAAGCAGUUCA